GUUGGUGCUAAAUGUCACACCAGAUACUGGAGGCUGAAGUGGAUGGGUAAUUCAGAAGGAUCCAGGUAACAAUGGACAUGGUGAGGACAACCAUGAUGCACAGCAGGCUGCAGAUCUGCAUGCUCAUAGCCGGCUACUUUGUUUAUCUCCUGAUGGGCGCCUUCGUAUUCCAGGCUCUAGAGAGGGAUGCUGAGGUAAAAGAGCAAGAUAAGUUCUUUAGAAUGAAAGAAGAUUUCCUGAAGAACUUCACUUCCCACAGCCCAGCAGAGGUAGAGGUCUUUGUGGAGAACCUGAUGGAAGCUAUUCGGAUGGGAAUCGAUCCAAAAGCAAAGACACUCCCAAACGGGCACAGCAGCUGGGAUUUCGGCAACUCUUUCUUGUUUGUGGGCUCUACGUUAUCCACCAUAGGCUAUGGAUACGUCUCCCCUAAAACAGCAGGCGGCCAGCUUUUCUGUGUCUUCUUUGCUCUCUUUGGGAUCCCCUUGAAUAUCGUCUUCUUGCACCACAUCGGCAAGGUUCUCUCCCUGCUGUGCGAAAGGCUUGCUAAAUGCGUGCACAGGAAGGAAAUAAAGACGAAAAGAACAAGGCUUUUGACCCUUCUGUUCUUCCUAGUGAUGGGGAUUCUAGUCUUUCUUUGUGUGCCAUCUGCCAUCUUUCAAGAGAUGGAGGGUUGGACUUAUAGUGAAGCAAUUUAUUUUACGUUUAUCACCCUCAGCACCAUUGGUUUUGGAGAUUAUGUAAUAGGCAGAAAGCAUGGCAGAAACUAUUUUCCUGGAUACCGAAUCAUGGCAGCAAUUUGGAUUAUCUUUGGACUUGCAUGGAUAGCCCUGCUGUUUAAUCUACUGACAACAUUAUUGGAAGAUCCAGAGAAGAAACCCAUACAGGAAUUGAUCCAGGUCAAGACAGGAUUAAGACAAAAAGCAAAACUCAAAACAAUGCCCAUCCACCAGAUUUCCACUUGAUUAUUUAUCUCUCUAUGCUGGUGAAGAUGAGAAGAAAAAUCAGCUAUAGCAAGAUUAUGUUCUUAAAAAACAAGUUUGUCUCAUUAUGAUAUUUUGUUUCCUGAAAACCACCAGCUGAUCUUUAAAAUAUGCAAUUUCAAAUAAAAUAUGAAAUA
Messenger RNA from Hemicordylus capensis (graceful crag lizard), 1117 nucleotides. RefSeq names its product potassium channel subfamily K member 16-like. Gene Ontology annotation, cellular component: membrane. Gene Ontology annotation, molecular function: potassium ion leak channel activity. Bases 72 to 962 code for a protein of 296 amino acids. Lineage: Eukaryota; Metazoa; Chordata; Lepidosauria; Squamata; Cordylidae. The record is from RefSeq and is a predicted model, not a curated record. Gene Ontology annotation, biological process: stabilization of membrane potential; potassium ion transmembrane transport. The transcript is spliced from 6 exons.